Molecule: messenger RNA, 507 nt
Organism: Aphanomyces astaci
Lineage: Eukaryota; Oomycota; Saprolegniomycetes; Saprolegniales; Verrucalvaceae
Exons: 1
Coding region: 1-507 (168 amino acids)
Molecular function (GO): nucleic acid binding
Source: RefSeq, a predicted model, not a curated record
AUGCAAGUGAGGUUCCAGCCACCCAACUCGCCAGACCUCAACGUGUUGGACCUGGGGUUCUUUCGAGCGUUGCAGACUCUUGAAGAACGGAACUAUUCGCGCAACAUUGACGACAUCAUUGCUGCAACCGAUGAAGCGUGGCAGGAUGUCGACAUGAUGACGUUGAACGCCAACUUUCUCACGUUGCAAUGCUGCAUGCAAGAGGUAAUGUGCGUGGAAGGCGACAACGGUUACAAAAUCCCGCAUAUGAAGAAGGCGAAACUGGCUGCUGUGGGUAUGUUGUCCGAGGUUAUUUGCGUUGAUCGUGACCUGUUUGAUGACGGGUGUCGACUACUCAGUGCUACUGAUAUCGACAAGAAGAUCGACGAAUUGGCACUUGAAGUGGCACAGGCGAUGGACAUGAGCGAAUUCAGCUCGCAAAUGGAGAAACUCUCUGUUGACGGUGAGCUGGAGGAUGACAUUGACUUGGAUCUGGCGCUGCUUCUGGGCAUCAAACACUUGUUGUAA